Molecule: messenger RNA, 2676 nt
Organism: Chara braunii
Lineage: Eukaryota; Viridiplantae; Streptophyta; Charophyceae; Charales; Characeae
Source: the annotation of a GenBank genome assembly
GUUGCGGAAGAAGACGGUGUGAGGUGAAAUUGAGAAAAGCACAAAAAAAAAGAAAAAGCAGGCAGUACGAAUAAGGAUGAGAUGAGGCACGUAGCAGUGGCAGUGAGCAGCACCGCAAUUAAAGUGACGGGAUCUGCGGGCGAUAAACCAGAAGAUCCGCUAGCUAUCUGAGAAAGUCCACGUGCAGAUUCAUCACUACCUUCCUCCAGUUGUGAGCAGGGUGGGCCGCUGGCUGGUCAGAUCCUCGUCGCUAUGGCAGGUGCCUUGCCCUUCAGCGGUGCAGGCAGUGCAGUGGCAUUGCCUCACAAGUCCAGCACUUUUCUCUGUCAGGCUGUGUUGCUCCCACUUGUAAAGGCUCGACCCAUCCGGAUACCGACUGCCACGGGGAGUAACAUGACGACUGCUAUCGCUGAGCCAACACAGUCUCUGCGCACAGCCCAUGCAUGCUCGAGGAACGUUUGGUCAUUAAGGAAGGUAAAACCCUUGCCUUGUGGGCUCUGCAACAAAAACCGGUCAUUCUCAUUGCCGUCGUCGUCGUCGUCACCACGGUUUGUUGUUUCAACUGUGUCUAACUGUGGAGGGAGCAGAUCCGCAGCCAUUGGUGUGGCAUGCGGAAGGCCGCUCGCCCUCUUUAGAGGCGGAGAAGCGAUUGGCAAUGGUGGGGCAAAGAACUCACGCUCUGGGUUUGCAAGUUGGGGGGCAGACUCGGAGGCGAAAGGGGGUCUGAAGGACCAGUUGUGGGCAGCAGCAGGCUUCGCUGCAGCGAUUGGUAUCUGCAGUGGAGCCGCAGCGUCCUGGGCUCUGGCGGCUUCCGCAUCGGAUGGCGCGACUGUGAGCUCGAUUCUGGAACCAGCAACUGGCACCACGUAUCCUGAACAGAUUGUUGUUCCUGGUCUUAGCAAUCCGAUGACCGCCCUUGGCGCGGGAGUCAGGGUCAAGAAGAUUGCAAUGAUCUCUGUGAAAGUGUAUGCAGUGGCAUUCUAUGCAGAGGCAGGUGUCACCGAAGCUCUGAAGAGUUUCAAGGGGAUGUCGGCGGAGCAGCUUAGCAAGGACCCCAGGUUUUUUAAGGUUUUGGUCGAUGCGCCUGUUGAGAAAGCCAUCGAGAUUGUCCUCGCACGAGACGUCAGCGCCGACACUUUCUGGAACGCACUCAAUGAUGCACUGGUGCCCCGUCUGAAAGCGCUUAAAGCAGGUCCAGAAACUGACAAAGCUGUUGCUUUGCUAGGAGAGUCCAUAAGACGACAAGCUCUGAAAAAAAAUGUUGCAAUCUGCCUGGGAUGGCACCAGCCUGGCACAUUGGAAUUGACCAUAAUUGAUGACCAUAAUGCAGCAGCAAAGCAGCCUCUAAGGACUACGAUCGAGUCAGAGGUACUUCUUUCUGCACUCUAUGAUGUUUACCUUGGCCCAAGCUCUGUCUCACCGACGCUCAAGACGUCAGUCGCUGCUGGCGGUGCAGCAGCUUUGAAUAAAUAGCUACCCCGUUGAUUGAUGGGUUCUCCACUUUGCAGUUCCUUUGACUUCGACGAUGAAAGAGUUAUUUCACAAUGGCCGUCACACAGCUCUAGCAGGAAGCGAGGCUCUCAUUCCUGUCCCCGCCCUUUGCUGAACCAAUGAUUGAAGCUACGAAAGAAAUAUGUGUGUGUGUGUGUGUGUGUGCAGGCGUGUGCGUGCAUUUGUGUGUGUGUGUGUAGCUUCAAUCAUGAUUGUUAAAAAAAAACAACGCUCGGUUAAAAAUUUGUGACUUCGGCUAUAUGUUUAGGUGUGUUACCCUCUGCUGCCAUUCAUCCUCUGUUCGGUAGUGUUAGUGUAGCUUGCUUUCAGGUGUAGAGAAUGAAUAGGCAGCCUAUGCAACUCUACAUGAGUCAAAUAGUCAGCCUACCCCUCUGCUUCCCUUGAUAUGUCGAUAAACCUACAUGGCUGAAUGUAACCUGUGGGUUGCUUUUAUGAUGCCCCCAGUGUGUGUGUGUGUGUGUGUGUGUGUGUGUGUGUGUGUGUGUGCACGCCCGUCUGUGCGUGCGUGUGUGUGUGUGCACGUGUGUGUGUGUGUUUGUGUGUGUGUGUGUGUGUCUGCGCGCGCGCGUGUGCGUGUGCGUGUGUGCGUGUGUGUGUGUGUGUGUGUGUGUGCAAUGUGCUGUUUCUUGCCGCAUUCUGCACAUGUGAGAGAAUGUGUGUAGGCAAACCCAUCACCACUUAUCUAAGGCCAGCCAAAACCAGUUAAGAUGGAUUUGCUAGUUAGCAUGAGCGAAUCGAUCAGAUUCUGUCAUAUUGGCAUGUUUGGCUCGUAUCGGCAAGUUGGUGGAUGGGCUAUGGGAAUAGCCAGGAGAGAGCAUUCGGUUAGGAUCGGUCUUGUGAUUGGGAAUGAGUGUGGCAAUUAGUACACUCAAUGUAGUCAUGAGUUGGAGGCAGGGAUCUAAUUCGUCUCAGUAGGGCAGUUCAGAGGCUUGGCAGUGAAGCAGUUGGGAAUUGGCGAUUUGAGUUUUUUUUGGCGAGUUUUCGCUGUGGGAAGUUGUGCUGCCAAGGACUACUUUGAGAUGCAAGUUACACAUAGCCAGUGUGAAACCAGAUCCUAACCUUUUUCUCUCUUCAACACGGUCUUAUUUUUCUCUUUGUGUCUUUGCACCAUUCCUUCCCUCCCUCCCUCGUCCAAACAUUGUGCUGAAAACAGUGCUCCAUCGU